ACGUCCAACAGGCGGAGCUGAGAGCUGGGAGGCCGGCUGCCGAGGCGCCACAUCCGGCGGCUGCCCGGUGCUGCAUAAAGCCGCCGCCGCCGCACUUGCCUUGCAGCAGCAGUUCUGGGCUCUUCUCGGUUGCAGGAGCGGCUGCUCCAAUGCCCCAGAGCGGCCAUGAGCUCCCCGCACUGGUGGGACCAGCUGCGGGCUGGCAGCUCGGAGGUGGACUGGUGCGAGGACAACUACACCAUCGUGCCUGCCAUCGCCGAGUUCUACAACACGAUCAGCAACGUCUUGUUUUUCGUUUUACCGCCCAUCUGCAUGUGCUUGUUUCGUCAGUAUGCGACAUGCUUCAACAGUGGCAUCUACUUAAUAUGGACUCUUUUAGUUGUAGUAGGAAUUGGAUCUGUCUACUUCCAUGCAACCCUUAGUUUCCUGGGUCAGAUGCUUGAUGAACUUGCCAUCCUUUGGGUUCUGAUGUGUGCUCUGGCCAUGUGGUUCCCCAGAAGGUAUCUACCAAAGAUCUUUCGGAAUGACAGGGGCAGGUUCAAGGCGGUGGUCUGCGUCCUGUCUGCCGUUACAACAUGCCUGGCGUUUGUCAAGCCCGCCAUCAACAACAUCUCUCUGAUGACCCUGGGAGUUCCUUGCACUGCGCUGCUCAUUGCAGAGCUCAAGAGGUGUGACAACAUGCGUGUAUUUAAGCUGGGCCUCUUCUCGGGCCUCUGGUGGACCCUCGCCCUCUUCUGCUGGAUCAGCGACCGAGCCUUCUGUGAGCUGUUGUCGUCCUUCCACUUUCCCUACCUGCACUGUGUGUGGCACAUCCUCAUCUGCCUGGCCGCCUACCUGGGAUGCGUGUGCUUUGCCUACUUUGAUGCUGCAUCUGAGAUCCCCGAGCAAGGCCCCGUCAUCAAGUUCUGGCCCAGUGAGAAAUGGGCCUUCAUUGGCGUCCCCUACGUGUCCCUCCUGUGUGCCAAGAAAUCACCGAUCAAGAUCACGUGAUGGCAAGGGGGGGCCGGCCUCUCUGCUUCUUUUCCCUCCUGCACCAGGCUUCCUUCGCCAGCAGACAGCCAGGGGGGUUCGCAGACUCAGGGUGGGGUCUGUCUUUUUAAAAUUCUGUUUCCUUGGGCUCUAGCUAGUGUGUCUGUGGACUGUUAGGACUCCACUGUGCGUGGGGAGAAGCCAGUGUCUUCCCCUUUUCCAAAGAUGGAGAAUCGAGGGCUGAGAGGCACCGGGUGUACCUUCUCAGCAUCCCUUCCAGAUGCAGUGACUUGUUGGGCUGUGUCCUUGUGGCGAUGGCAGAGCAGUCCCUCAGGGGACCCAGUGCUCACAGUGCCUCGCUUCCUGGAGAGAGUUUGCCUGCUCCAGACCCCACCAUUCCCAUGCGCUUUCGGUGUGGACUCUCCUGCUGACAGACAGACCCUGCGACAGACAAGACCCUCUGACUGUCUGGUGGAAGAUGCCAGAGAUCUUCAUUUGGGGAUACCAUCAUCCUAAAACAAAACCAAACAAUGGAAGCACACACUGGGCUUGUGGCUAAGGAAGCUAGUUUUCCACUCACAGUUCUCAAUAACCCAGGUUUUAUGUGCAUUUGUGAAUCCUUUUACUACUACCUCUGCUGAGAGAUGGAGACUUGACUUCAGAUGAGGGUGAAGCUAAUGAGAAAAAC
Messenger RNA from Ceratotherium simum simum (southern white rhinoceros), 1657 nucleotides. It is a transcript of the gene ACER2, whose product is annotated as alkaline ceramidase 2. Gene Ontology annotation, cellular component: Golgi membrane. The record is from RefSeq and is a predicted model, not a curated record. Gene Ontology annotation, molecular function: N-acylsphingosine amidohydrolase activity. Gene Ontology annotation, biological process: sphingosine biosynthetic process; ceramide catabolic process. Lineage: Eukaryota; Metazoa; Chordata; Mammalia; Perissodactyla; Rhinocerotidae.